This is a messenger RNA of Giardia duodenalis, 2595 nucleotides long. RefSeq lists its product as uncharacterized. NCBI's taxonomy places the organism in Eukaryota, Fornicata, Diplomonadida, Hexamitidae. The record is from RefSeq and is a predicted model, not a curated record. The transcript has a single exon. The coding region runs from base 1 to 2595 and encodes 864 amino acids.
AUGGCUAGGGCUGCAACCAACAUAAGCGGCCUGUUUGAAGACGACUUUGAGGAGUGCACUGCAACCCUGCCAUCCUUUGGAGAGUGCGAACCUGCCUCCAGACGUACGAUCACUGUUGAAGCGCGUCACCUAAUUCUCCCAAGCGCAGAAGCUACGCAAGCAGGGCACCCCAUAUUUGCACACCUUCAAGCAGAAGAAAGUGUCCUCCAUCAGAUAGCAUCAAGCAACCAUCGUGUUCACUUCUCUGAGGAUGUGGACUACACGAUCCCGUCUAGGCGUAGUGUCCUUGACGAGCGCUCAUCAAAUAUGCAUGGAUGGAAGGGUGUGUCUAGAAAAGGCCCGGCUUAUGACUACGAUUCGGAGGCAAUUAGCCUCGUCAAUAGUGUGUCUUCCGUCACUACACGAAGAUCCACCCGUACAUUGGCGUCUCACUUAUACCCAUCCUCGGCUGUGGCUCCUAUUGAUCACGGUAGCACCUCUUAUCCAUGCGCUACGGCACCUACCUCAACAACGAAAAGCACCAAGAACACUUUGGAUAAGCAUAGAGCAAGAACACCUUCUUCCAGAGCCAACAAUGUAGUAUUCCAUAAAGUGCCACUGCCUACAAUCAAGUCUAGUCUCCCUAAAAGGUCCUACAUCAAAACCAAAAGAACUACUGGAAAGUCACCCUUUGAGUUGAUCUUUCUGAUAUCCUACCCCAUGGUUCUGGGUUACCUCUCGGUCUCUCUUUAUAUCCUGUUUGAUUACGAGGUGGUCAUAGACACCUCUGGAUUAGCGAAUCUCACCGGUCUGGUUUACUUUACCCCGUUAGAGCAAAUCUUGAUUACCCAGCUCUACCUAGCUUUUGGCUCUUCUGCCGGCACCAUCAUGGAAAAAUACUAUUCACAGUUUAAAGACAAUCAAAAAGAUACGCAAUCACGGAUUAUGAGCGAACGGGUCGUUGCUUACUAUUUCCUCUUUGGACUGAUACUGUCCCUGGUCAUCUCAGUUACUAUGGUUCUGUUUAUUGACAAGCUUGUGAGAAUCUUCGCGGCCAAUCCAGCAAAUCACUAUAACUACGUUGCUUCUACGCUGGAAUAUGCAUACCCCAUUCUCUUCUUUGGCCCAUUCAUCUACUUCAUAAGUUCGGGCUUGGUCCCUGUCCUGCGAACAAUGAGCUUAGGCGCAUACUGCCUUGUUCGCCAGCUAAUUGGGGGAGCAGUCUUUCUCGUAACAACAGCAAUACUGAUGAUAGCAUUAAAGCUUGCCAAUAGCGGGGCUGCGUGGGGGAUACUGGUUGGAGAGCUAUGCACGGGUCUUUUCUUCCUAUUCAAUUUCCUGGAGCCGCUUCACUUACGAGCUAAAAUGCUCGAGACGCGCCUCCAGUUGGCCUUCAAAGGCUGCCGUUUCUCGAAGAAGACAACCACCACUUCUUCUCUUGUGACGGUAUCGACCAGUGAAACACAAAAGACGACGCGUAAAUCCGGUCUAAAAUCAAGGGGUGCACGAUCACACGCAGAAGCCGUUCCUCGUAUAUAUCUAAAGGCGCAGCGAUACGGUGACUUCGACUGCUCUCUCUUUUGCAAGUUCUUAACACGUGGGCUGACUAACUAUUUAGGCUACUUGACCCCACCCCUCACUGCUCUGAUAGGCAUCAUCCAGCACUACAAAUACGGCGGCAAGAAUGCACAUCAACGCCAAAUCGCUACCGGACUGGCUUCGCGUUACCUGGGAACAUAUCAGUCGCCACUAACUGGCCUAAUUGCUGGAAUAACAACUGUGGUAGAUUAUUACUGGAGCAGAAAGAAGUACCUGAACUUCAAGAAGGCCUUUUACACCGGAACGCUAGCGAUGCUUCUCUUCUGCGUAUGCUACACUAUUGUAUUUGAAAGCCUGCUCCCGUACUUCGUUCAGUCGUAUGAGCUGGAUAGCUCUUACCAGAAGAACAUUGUCAAAAAUGGACGGAUUGUGUUUAGUUUUAUUACGUUCCAAACACCUUUUUAUAUGGCCGUCAUACUAGCCCAGAUCCUCAAGCAAGAUAGGAUAUCAAUCUUUUUAACAGCGUUGCGACUUGCCAUUGGCACUGCGUGGAAUAUCAUUUACCCCUUGGCUACUAACUCUACCGACUACAUGAUACAUGGAAUCGCCAUAGCAGAUAUCCUCGGCGGGCUUAGCGGGAUGGUGUAUCUGCUUGUCAAGUUCAACUAUAUUCGGGGAAUAAUACGUGAGGAGCAGCUCAAGCACAAAACAGAGACAAUCAUGCACAGGUGUGCUAGCAUAACGCAGUUAGAAAAGCCUCCUGAAUCCAUAUAUGUCUCUCUUCUUGAGAAAGUAGACGCCACCACCUAUGAAAUCAAGAAAGACAGCUGCCUGGGUGAGUCUACUGAGAUCGGUUAUCUGGAAGAAGACAUUCCAGCGACAAAGACGUCCCCUUCAACGAUGUCCUGUCUGUCACGUAUGCAAAGCGUCCAGUAUCUCUCUCAAGCUGAAGAGCAAAGCAUAUCCAUUGCACAUAAAAUCACCGCAAUUCCAACUCGGUAUACUAGCGCGUUAAGCAUCAUAGACACCGCGCCCACUCAAGACAAAUCGAGGAAGCACCGCAAACUAAGCCUGUGA